Prorocentrum cordatum is the source of this 4505-nucleotide messenger RNA. The record is from the annotation of a GenBank genome assembly. Lineage: Eukaryota; Dinophyceae; Prorocentrales; Prorocentraceae.
AUGGAGCGGCGAGAGCCCGAGGAAGAGGGCGAGGUCGCGGACCCCCAGGAGGAGGUGGAAGCCCAGGUGGGGGGCGAGAGGGUGCGCAAGCAGACCUACGAGACAGCACGCAACUCUGCAGAGAUCCGCGCCCUCUCCCACCUCGCGAGCGAGUUCUGGCUGGCUCUCCUUGCGGAAGAGUGGAUCCAGCCCACCGUGGAGACAGGCCGCGAGCACGGCAGGAAGGCGAAGGCCAAGGGCAAGGGCCACGGAUGCGGAUGUCCUUGCGACCGCGUCGCAGCGGCCUUCGCGGAAGGGAUAGCAGAUGCGCUCAAUGCCAAGGUGCAGGACAACGACCAGCCGACGCAGCACGCGGCCAAGACCCUCGGAAUCCAGGAGGCGCGCAAGCCGUCGGAGGAGGAGAUGGAGACGGAGCAGCGCAGGGCCAAGGUCGUGCACGCGAUCAAUACGUCGCCGUCGUUCAGGGCGGCCCUAUGCGAGCAGAACCUAGACCUGGCCCAGUGCGAGCGGACCCUCGGGUUCAAGGGGGGCAUGUUCAAGCAGGCCCCCGGGGUCGUCCAGGGAGAAGCCGGACCAGGGUCGAACCAGGGCAUGAAGUACUUGGAGUUGGUCCGACGAGCGCAGGAGGCGGCGACGGCGACGGAGCAGGUGGCAAUUCAGAAGCCUGCUGAGCGUGGCAGCGGCCCAUGCGAGCAGAUCUUCGGAACCGCGCAGCACCGCCUGGAGACUUGCCACAAGACGCUGCAGAGCAGCAGCGAGAGGUGCGACGACAUCAACCAACACAACCAGAUGGUGCUCUACGGCCUCGACACACUGCAGGAGCGCACGACGACGAGCUCGACGAGGAUCGCUGCCAGCGAGAGCCCGAACCAAUACGAGCAGAUCGAGCGCGCCCACGUGGCGAAGCUCCCCAGGCAGAAGUUCGAGCACAGCCGCGGCGUCGAAAGCAUCCUCGGCAGCCAGAGCAGGCUCCGCAGAGGGCCCCACCCGUGGGAGCUGGACUACACGAGGCCCCAGACCGACGAGCUCGAAGGCUACUGCGCUAAGUGGGCGGAGAGUGACUACGGCUGGGGCUACGCCGAGGUGAAGGCGGUGGACCACCACAGCAGUCUCGACAGCCUGCAGCAGCCGCACAGCAGCGGCACGCAGCUGCGCCCUAGGUGCACGAACCCCAGCAAGAGCAUCCAGGGGUGGACGCCGCGCGCGAAAGUGCCGCCGACGCAGCUGCAGCUCCAGCCCCCACCCCCGCCAGGCAUUCCAGCGGAGCCGAGUGCGCCGAGCCUGGGCAGGGACUUUCGCCUCCGCGACCCAUCGGUCGCAGAGAAGGGGCCUUUGGCCCUCCGGCGGCGUCAGCGCGAGCUGCUGCCGCCCCAGCCGCCGUUCCCACUGCCGAUGGCGUCCUCGAUGCCGCGGCCGCCGCUUGUGACGCCGGUGCUCGAUUGCCGCGACGACUGCCGCCGCCGCGGUGGAUCCACUGCCGCGAGCGGCUUGGCGCCGCUGGUCACCUGGCUUUCUGCGCGCGCAGCCGACGCCUCCGUCGCGGUAGGCACCGCCUGCGCCGCCUGCACCGUGGCGCCGCGGCCGCGGCUGGCGCUGCGCGCGCCGCUUCCCGCCGUCGCGCCGCGCGUCGCCGGGGCGCCGCCGCUGCCGCCGCUGCCGCUGCUGGCGCUGCUGCUGCCGUCGACGCCAGCCCCCCCUUCGGCGGCGGCGGCGGCGGCGGCUGGCGGCACCGCGGCCGGCGUCGCGGGCAGGCAGCAGCUGCGGGCACCCGCGAUGGGCCAGCAGGGCUCGCGCGCACCGGGAUCGGGCGAGCGCGCGGCGCUCCCCGAAGCGGGAAGGCGGGACUUCGAGGCGUUCCAGCGGCUGCUCUCAAGUGCUUCGGCGUCGCAUCAGCGCGCGCUGGAGGCCCACAGGGACUUCUUGGAGGAGUGCUGUUCUCUGCAGGACGGCCUCGCGAGCUUGGAGGCCCGUGUGCUCAAGAACCUCGAGUCGCUGGGCGGCGCCCACGUUGGGACCUCGAGCUCCGAGGCGCUUGCGGUGAAGAACCACCAGGUGGAGAACCACCAGGGCUGCCUGCGGGCAGCCGCCGAGGCGUGCGGGCCACAGACCGCCGAGGUGCCGCACGGGGCCGUCCUGGAGGCGCGCGCGCCCGUGAAGCCGGCGCCAGCGUGCGAGGACUCCCGUCGAGGCGUCGUGGUCCACUGGGCGAAGGAUCCGAGCGGGGCGGUCGCGUGGCCCGAGUGGAGCGGCGCGAGCCCGCCCACGUCCACGAAGUCCUACAGCACGCGUACGCCGACGUCGCUGACCAGGAGGCGCGCCGCCCCUGAGUCUCUGAUGUCAGCAUCGCCGUCCCUGCGGAAUGGCGAGCUCACGCGCGAGCCUGGCUGCUGUCAGGGAAUGGUGAUGCUGCCCACCAGCCACAAGCGGACAGCCUGGGACAUGAUGAGUAUCGUGAUUUUGGGCUACGAUUGCAUCAUGAUCCCUCUCUCCGUGUUCGGCGUGGGCAAUAGCAGUUCCUUCUGGUUCGUCGAGACGUUCAUCACGCUGUUCUGGUCAAUCGACAUCGUCAUGUCGUUCCUGUCAGCCUACUAUACGCUUGGUGGCAUCGAGACUCGUCCAAGCAAGAUCGCGUGGCGGUACAUUCGCUCAAACUUCAUGUUCGAUCUCACGCUCGUUCUUGUGGACUUGAUGCUCAACGUAUCGAAAAUUCUGGAGGGGGAUGCUGUACGCCUGAUGCGAAUGGGGAAAGUCAUCCGAUUUGGUAAGGUGUUUCGGUUGUUGCGCCUUCUCAGAAUCAUGAAGAUGCCCAAGGCGUUUGAAGGAAUCACAGAUGCGAUGCAAUCCAAGACUUUCAGCACUUUUAUUGGCAUCGCGCAGGCAGUUUGCCUUAUAGCCGUCGUCAACCAUUUUAUUGCUUGCAUGUGGUAUGCCGUCUCAGCUAAUACUUCGACGGAGUGGGAUAUGCCUGCCUGGAUCCACGAGAGCGGAAUGGCUAAUCGUUCUACUGCAUAUUUGUACUUCACGGCCUUGCACUGGAGCAUCACGCAGUUUACGCCCUCGUCGAUGGAGGUGCAGCCGAAGAAUGUGCCCGAGCGCAUAUAUGCCAUCGUCGUCGUGUUUGUGGCCCUCAUGGUUUUUUCCUCCUUCGUCAGCGGCAUCACAAGCGCCAUGACCAGCUUGAGGGAGUACAACAAUUAUCCAUAUUCCCAGCUCGAGAACCUCCGGCGGUACAUCCUGAGCAAGAGAAUCAGCUUGGACCUGAGCAACAGGAUCGGCGAGUUCAUCAAGGCACACAACUUCAUGGCCAAGAAGAGAAUCAUCGAGUCGGACGUUGACGUGUUCUCCGUCCUGCCAACGUCCAUGAAGUACCAGCUGCGCUGGGAAGCUCAUCACGAGAUCAUCAGCGCGCACCACUUCUUCUUCCAGAUUAGCGAGCACGUGCCGCAGGCGCUGCUGGACAUCUGCUACAAGGCGAUCACCGAGGUGCUCUACGACCUAGCGCGGGAUGUCUUCAGCCCAGGGAGCGAUGCUUCUGACAUGCUAUUCUUGCUAGGUGGGAUUGUGGACUACUUCAAGGGGAGCCAGCUUGAGGCGCAGCCCGUCCAGUUCACUUCCGAAUGCGGACCCAGUGUCUUCUGUGAGCUGGCCCUCUGGAUUCGCUUUGCCCACUCCAGCCGGCUCAGCUGCAAAACAGCGUCGGAGUUCCUGGUGUUAUCCAGCGGCAGCUUCCGCGGCUGCAUCAUACAAUACGCCGAGUUGCACGACGCGUGCUGUGUAUACGCCCGCGAACUCAUGAGCGUGCUGGAGGCUGACGACGAGCCAAGAGAUUGGGACGUCUUGCAGAAGUUUGACGACCUGCAGGCCAUAGCUCAGUCCGCGUUCGAUAGCGCCUUUCAGCCGCCAGAUAAUAUCGACGGCUCCGAGAAGAGGAUGGCGUUUGCGGUAACAUCUCAGACCCAUCGGAAGAUCGACAAGCGGAGCGCGAGUAGUGGCUCCUUCUCCUCAGCUUGAGUCCGCCGCCGCGCAGCUAACGCCACCUGAGGGAGCAAACAUCACACCCUUAUCGUUCCCGGCCUCGUGUUCUUCCUCGCUCUUCUCGCUCUCCUCAUCCUCUUUCCCCCAUUCCCCUUUCAUCUUCAUCAUUCGUGUUCUCUCUUUUAUCGUGUGCCCUGCAUUUGCGGCUCGUUAUUUAUUGAGUUCGCAUUGGGAUCCCAUGCUGUGCAAUGUCUCAGCCACUGUAUUAUACUGCCUGUCCAGCCGCAUGGAUUUGGUUUCAGUGAUGGACCUUCUCUUUCCCUUCUCAUAGUCAUCCACCUCCCCCUCCCUCCGUCCUUGCCUCGUCUUGAGAUGCUGGUAUCUGAUGUGUGAUGGCUUCCUGUGUGGACAGAGGUGCUCCUUCUCCUCGCUGCUCCGCGCCGUCCUGCCAGCUGAUAGUUUCAACGGCCCAUAUAUUCGAAGCGUUUACUCGUGCUGAGUUGCACGCUGGCGCUGGCGCUCGAGAAACA